CUUGCAACGAAGCACACACCCCGUGCACAGCGCGAUGUCGCUCCAGCCGCACCAGCUUCAUGGAGAUGGAUACGACUACCAUUAUGGAGACACAGCGCAAAUGGCAUCUUCCAUGUAUGGUGGCGGUGAAGAAUGGACGGAAAUGGUACAUGUGCCGGCGCCAGCCACAACCACCGGAGAGGACGUGACUGUCGGUGCCAUAGCAUUUGAUCUAUGCCACGAGAUGCUGUGGGUCGGUUAUUCCAAUGGUCGACUCACUUCGCAUUUGCUCCCCACCUUGGACAAGUACACGAGCGUGGUGUCCAAUCCAGGACCUAUCAAGCAGCUCGUCCCGACCUACGAGUACAUGAACGUCCUGUCGUCAUCGUAGUCUUUCAUGGGCACCUUAGAGGCGUGGUGGCCAUCUCGGACCACGCGGCCAUGUUCCGAUCGCGGGGAUGCGUCCAGACCCACGCCAUCGUCGUCGACGCCCCUCGCCACAUCACGUGCGGUCGGUUGAACGUCCAUGACCCGUCCAAACCGUCAGAUGUGUUGCUCCUUGGGACGGGCACGGGUCUAUUGGCGGCGUACGAUCUGCACGGAUACCGUCCGUUGCGCCCGAUGUGGAAGUUGGACCUGCGCACGGCGACGGCGGCGUUGGCGUCCAGCGACGACUCGCCGCUCGUGUGCGCCGGCAGUUCGCAGGGCCGACUCGACAUGUUUGACGGCGGGUACCGAUCGCAUCGCGUCGCCGCCUCCAUCCCGCAGGCGCAUUCUGGAACCAUCGUCGCCAUGGACAUGAUGGACAACUACGUGCUGACCUGCGGCGUGUCGUGUCGAAGCAUCAACCCGUACGACAAGCACGCCCCUGUCAAGAUUUACCCUGACCCGUUGGUCAAGUUGUUUGACUUGCGAACGAUGUCGCUGGUGAGUUCGAUUCCAUUUCCGUCGUCCAGCGGCCUCCCGCCGUCCUUUGUCAAGUUCCACGCGACCCAACAUGCGUAUUACGCGGCCGACGCCGACGGCGACCUCCUCGUCUUUGGCAUGGCGGACCCCCCCCCGCUCCAGUACUCGGUGGCGGGGCACCUCCGGCCCUCCGUCACAGCCCUCGACGUCUCGUCGUCCGGGGAGCUCUUUGCCUCGGGGACCGGCGACGGAUCGGUCGUCGUGUACGAAUCCGGCCUGACGGCGGCCCCGCCCCGCGCGCUCGUCGACGAACCAGACGCCCCCCUCGACUUUCCAGGCCCGGCUGCCCGUCCCCCGCUGACGCUGUCGCCCCUCGAGACGGCGCCGGCAUCUCGUUAUGUAUUUCGCCCUUCACUGAAUGAAUUCGGGCACGAAAUCACUCCGUUGUCGGCGUGGCUGCCGGCACUGGACACUGCGUACAAGCUCAAUGUGACGCUGGUCGUUGCACCCAAGCCCACCAAGGUGCUGCACCCUGAGUUUGAGAAACAGGUGCAGCAAAAAGGCACGAUUGGAUUCACAUCGCAUCGAGGUGUCCAGCGCAACUCGUUUGUGUAUGGAAGCGGCCGCGCGGCGGCGCUGGCGACGGUGGACCCCCGCAGUGCCGAGAGCCCCAUGAGACGGCGCGACUCGUCAAUCGGGUCGGCCAAGUCGUUUGACGAGGCCGAUCCGUCCUGGCACGUGCCCCCGAGCUACAAGUACACGGAGAUGCACCUGAGCAAGCACAGCAUGGACGGGUAUGUGUUUGAUUUUUCCAAGCACAACCGCAGCCUGACCCAUGUCGGACUUGAAAACUCGCUCCCGUUCGCGUACAUGAACGCGGUGCUGCAGCUGCUGUUUGCCACGCCCGCCGUCACGUCGACGCUGCGCACGCACUUGUGUGACGUGGUUAACUGCGUGUGCUGCGAGCUCGCGUUCCUCUGUCACAUGAUGGAUCAGACGACCAAAUAUGCGCUGCAAAAGCACAAGAGCGUGCAAACAACCAACUUUUUAUCAGCAUUGCAUCAAAUACCGGACGUGGCGGCAGCUGGCUUGUUUGACAAGACGCUGUCCAUUCUCGUACGUGUCGAGCGCUUGUUUGCGUGGCUCUGCAGUACGCUGGCGGUCGUGUCAGUUGACAUGCACACGAUCGCACUGCCGCCGUGGACUCAGGACCAGUCGUUUGAAGCGAUUGUGGCCAACUCUUGCGACCAAGAGCAAGUUGCUCACGAACUCGUGGCCAUCACGUGCGACCCAGCGUCGUGGCUCGUCGAUGACGACGUCAAGCAGCGCUGGGCCACGCCUGGAUGGGGGGUUCCGUCCUCCCUGACACUGCCCCAUGGCGAGAUGUACACUCUGAUCGGCGUCAUCUCGGCCGUGGUGCGCGACGUGCGAAAGCCCACGGUGCUCUCGGGGCCAAACUGCCACCUCGUCACACAUGUCCAGAGCCCGGACGCCGGACGGUGGAUGCUGCUCAAUGACUUUGCCGUCUCCACCUCAACCGUCGACGAUGCCGUGAAUUUUUCUCCGCCGUGGAAGUACCCGAGCGUGCUGCUCUUCCGCCGCGCCAGCAGCAGCAGCCUCAACGCUGUCGCAGAUACCAAAGUGGUGCCGAUCCCGUCGAGCGUGUUUGACGCGGCGCCGCUGAAUCCGUCGGUCGCGAGUGUGAUCAAGGCUGUGAAGUUGCCCAAGCGGGGGGAUCGGGUGGCCAUCGACACGGAGUUUGUGAUUGUCGAGAUGGAGGAGGCGACGCUGCAAACGGAUGGCACACGCGUCGUGAUCAAGGAAAGCCGCCAGUCCCUUGCUCGGGUGUCGGUUAUCCAUGGCGAAACCGACGCUGUGAUCGUGGACGACUACAUCUUGCCCAACGAGCCUGUGGUGGACUACUUGACGCGGUUCAGCGGACUCACGGCGGAGGAUUUGGACCCGACGCGCAGCCGCCAUGCGGUCGUGUCGCUCAAGACAGCGUACAUGAAGCUGCGGUACCUCGUAGACGCUGGUUGUCUGUUUGUCGGCCAUGGCCUUCACAAGGACUUUCGCAUCGUCAACCUAUUUGUACCCCCCGACCAGAUCAUCGACACAGUUGAGCUGUACCAGCAGCCCAACAUGCGCAAGAUCGCGCUCCGGUUCCUCUGCGCGUACCUGCUCAAGACCGAGAUCCAGCUGGACACGCACGACUCGAUCGAAGACGCCCGCGCCGCCCUCCGUCUGCACAACAAGUACAUCGAGCUGGUCGCAGCCAACGACUUUGAUAAGACGCUCGCGGAGAUUUACUCGGCUGGGCGACACUGCCGAUGGAAGAUUGCAGAUUUGGAAUAGGACGACGGAAGCUAUACAUAGAGCAACGGGAUUAAUAUAUUAUCAAUCGUGGCAAA
Messenger RNA from Aphanomyces astaci, 3296 nucleotides. RefSeq lists its product as hypothetical. The transcript is spliced from 9 exons. Gene Ontology annotation, biological process: nuclear-transcribed mRNA poly(A) tail shortening. Gene Ontology annotation, molecular function: nucleic acid binding; protein binding. Bases 214 to 3240 code for a protein of 1008 amino acids. Lineage: Eukaryota; Oomycota; Saprolegniomycetes; Saprolegniales; Verrucalvaceae. The record is from RefSeq and is a predicted model, not a curated record. Gene Ontology annotation, cellular component: P-body; PAN complex.